Molecule: messenger RNA, 1541 nt
Organism: Hydra vulgaris (swiftwater hydra)
Lineage: Eukaryota; Metazoa; Cnidaria; Hydrozoa; Anthoathecata; Hydridae
Product: clusterin-associated protein 1
Biological process (GO): cilium assembly
Cellular component (GO): centrosome; cilium; intraciliary transport particle B
Source: RefSeq, a predicted model, not a curated record
UUUUAUCCGCGUACAUAACAACCGUCGGUCGAAAAUAAAUCAAUUUGUUUUUAUUGCAAUGAUACAAUAAUACAUUCUUAAAUACUAAACUAAAUCACCUAUAAAUAUACAUCUUAUAGAGUUUUGCAUUAUAUAAAUUUUACUUUGAUCUCUGAGAGUUUUUAUACAAUCAAUUAAUACUGAAGCUAAUUGUUUAAGCUAAUUGAUUUAGAGAAAUGUCGUACAGAGAUUUAAGAAAUUUCACUGAAAUGAUGCGAGCAUUAGGUUAUCCUAGGUUAAUUUCUAUGGAAAACUUUCGCAAGCCCAAUUUUCCACUUGUUGCUGAAAUUCUUCAGUGGUUAGUCCUAAGGUAUGAUCCCAAUUCAGAUAUUCCAAUGGAUGUUGAGUUUGAAAAUGAUAGAGUCUUAUUCAUCAAAUCUGUAGCACAAUUUAUGGCACUCAAAGCACACAUAAAGCUGAAUACAAAACGUUUAUAUGAAGCAGAUGGUUUGGCAGUAAAAGAAAUGAUCAAAAUUACCACAGUGUUGUAUCAGGCUGCAAUGAAAUUAAACAAAUCUGGAGAUGAGGAACAUGGAACAUCUAAAUAUCACCCAGGGAAGUUUGAUUUUAAUUCAAAGCUUUCUGAUUUAAAAUUGGCAAGACAACUUGCUUCAGAGAUAACUGUUAAAGGCUCCAGUUUACAUCAACUUCUUGGAAGAGAAGUAGAACUAAGGGCAAUUCGCAGAAGUUGCAUUGCACAACCAAUGGACUUGAAUGAAAUUGAAAAAAAUGUUACAAAUGUGAUCAAGUCUACUCAGGCUGAGAUUGCUAAAACUCAUUCGCAAUUAGAUAAUAUAUCAUCUGAUGAAGCAAACCUCCAAGCUAAAAUUGAAAAACGGAAAUCAGAGUUGGAAAGAAACCAAAAGCGGCUAAAAAGUCUCGAAAGUGUUCGACCUGCAUUUAUGGAUGAGUAUGAAAACCUUGAAAAAGAUUUGCAAGAGUUAUAUGCUUCAUACAUUGAAAAGUAUCGCAAUUUAGCGUAUUUGGAACGAGUCAACGAAGAUAUGAACAAAUCUGAACAAAAUGAUGAUGGCUCAGAGAACCCGAUUAAUAUGUCCCUUAAAGCUCGUGAAGAAAACGAAAAUCUUAUACGAGGAAAUCUCACAUUGGGUUCUAGUGAUGAAGAUGAAGAAACUCAAGAAACUUCAAAUAAAGAUGAAAAGAAGCAAGUUGUUCCUAAACCAAAAAUGAUUGGUUCAUUAACUGGAGAUCUAGAAACUGAUGACGAAUCAGAAGGAGGCUCUACUGCAACAGAGGAUGAAGAUGAGUUACUAGAGGGGGAGGAAGACGAUGAAGAAGAAGCUAAUGAUCAGGCAAACGAUAGUGACGAUAAUUUUUAAAAAUGUUCAACAAAAGAAUAAAACAAGAUGAUGUAGAAAAUAAAUAAACUAAUAAAUAACUUAGAGUUAAUAAAAAAUAGAAUAAAGUGUAUUAGAAUUUGAAUUAGAAUGUAUAUAUUAAAAUUUUAUUUGGUGUGAAUAAAUGUGUUUAUUUAUUAUAAA